Messenger RNA from Lingula anatina, 7767 nucleotides. RefSeq lists its product as uncharacterized. Gene Ontology annotation, cellular component: extracellular region. Gene Ontology annotation, molecular function: chitin binding. NCBI's taxonomy places the organism in Eukaryota, Metazoa, Brachiopoda, Lingulata, Lingulida, Lingulidae. The record is from RefSeq and is a predicted model, not a curated record.
GUGCAAAACUGAAUAAAAUAAUAGAUAAUAAUGAAAGCAUUUGUAUGGAUCUUGGAUGCAGUUACUGAGACUUCAUGAUCAGCUGUGGUGUUGUACCAGUGUUAAGAAAAGAUGCAUACGUAGAUUACGGGGGAAGACUGUCAUAGUGUGUUGAUGAAACCUCUUUAGUGACUUAACCGAACUACAGAGCAGUAGCAUCUCCCAAAAAGAGAGAGAGAGAGAGAGAGAGAGGCACUUUCUUGGGUUUUACUUACCCGUUUGCCUUACUGGGAUUAUAUAAUUCUGCACUGUAUCUAAAGUGUGUGCAAGAGACCAAGUCCCCGACAACCUGUUUGUCGACUCCAAGCUGGGCAAGGAAGCAUUAAGGAGUAAAGGGAGACUUUAUGGUGCAAGCGUGAAAACCAGUGCCCGCUACCAGUUUGUCAACAGACGUGGAUAAACUGCGGCAAUUCAUAGUCUGGAAUAGGGACAAAAGUGUCAAAAGUGCACUCGAACCACUGGGCGGUCAAACGAGUGUCUCCGAUGGCGCAGUGACUUUUGUCACCAGCGAUCUUCGAUUUUGAACCGAUAUAUUUCACUGUGCCAUAUCAAUAUUGGAACAGUUUAGUUUGUGAUUCCAGCCAUAUCUACUGCAUAAAGAACCAAAAAAAUAAAAAUGGUGCCAAACAUUUGUAAAGGAAAUGGAACUCUACUGUUAGCCUUGCUUAUAUUCACAGCUGGCUUCAAGCUCACAGUACAACAAGGUUUUGCCUGCCCCGGGGAAGGCAUGUACCCAGACCCCAACUCUUGUAUAUACUUUUAUGCCUGCGACUCCCUGGGGUUACCUUCGGAAAGAACCUGUCCUAUAGGUGGACAGCUUUUUGAUGCCGACUCCAAGCAGUGCAAGUUUCCAGAGGACCUCACGGACCAGUGCAGAGCCAAUGGUGACAGGUUCAGCUCAGGGUCUGGAAGCACGGAACAGCCGGUAUCUUCCAACGGCUUCAUUUGUCCGGAGAGAAUGGGCUUUUUCCCCCACGUGACGGAGUGCCAGGUAUUUUACCAGUGCAUAGAGUUCGUGCCUCAGCAAGUGACAUGUUUGGAGGGAUGGGCCUUUGACACCAGGAGCAACAGGUGUCUGUUGGAAUCCAACGUCAGGGACUGCACCAAUGGAAAGAGGCGCACGGAUAUGUCAAAAACAUCCACAAUUGUUAGAAACACUGGAACAAGAUGCACAACAGAGGGCAUCGUCACGCCUCACGAGACCGACUGUACCCAGUAUUACGUGUGCUCCCAGCAACAGCUCCAGCUGCGCCAGUGUACCUCACCGUUAUUCUACGACGCUGCCCAGACCUUCCAGUGCACGUGGCCGGCCCUGGUCUACGACUGUGCCAGUGACGGAUCAAGAUUGUCCACUACUCCCGGCCCCACCACCAUCCCACCGCCAACCACCACGCCCAUUGACUGCGUGCCAAACGAGAUAGUCGAGCACUGUGACUGCACCAAAUUUUAUAAGUGCAACGAAAACUCUGAACCAAGGGAAAUUCCCUGCCCCGGCGGCCUCCUCUUCAAUGCCAGACAAAAGGCUUGCGACUGGCCGUAUAAUAUGAGGAAUCAGUGUGAUCAGUCGAAUACUAGAAGAACGUGCAUCCAGACCACGCCGUACGCCGGACCCUCCACGCAGCCCACCACUGUCCCGACCACCACUCGGCGGACCACCACGACAGUAGCGCCUCUGCCGGUGCCAAGCCGUGAGGUCAGGUGCUUCAGAGGUCUAACAUCAGUGGCCCAUCCAGACAUGUGUAACGGCUAUUACAGAUGUAUCGGAGACCGUGCGGUAGAACAGCGUUGCCCUGGUACUCUUUUUUUCAACAGCCGCACCAUAGCCUGUGAUUUCCCACGGAACGUGGCCGACUGCUGCGCCGAUGGCACGCGUAUUCAACAAGGACAGCAAUGUCCUAGGGUCGUAGCGACCACCAUUCCGACGACCACGACCCGACGACCAACAACCCCUCGAGUGAACGUUGCUCCGGUGGUGAGUGAAGCUUUCACGACGCCAGCGACGUGCGUGGUACGUCAAUUCUAUCCUCAUCCAGACUGCAAAAGAGUCUACUUCUGCUGGACAGACGGCACUGUAAGAGAGACGGUUUGCGCCGCAGGAACGAUGUUCGACGCGGUUGCAGGACGUUGCGCGAGCGAGGGAGACGUUUUGGCCAGUGGACAAUGUGCCCCUGGCGGUACUAGACUUUCCGUAACAACUUCAACCUCCACAACUACGACCACUACCACAACUACAACCCCUCGCCCAACUACCACAACCACAACAACGACGACAACUACUACAACUCCCACCACAACCACAACACCUACUACAACUACGACAACCCGUCCUCCCACUACACAGAGGGUAACCACCAAACGCGCUGCUCCUACCACUCCGCGUUUUGACUGCACAGGCCGAGGCACCAGACUCUACGAGGAUCCGAACUCCUGCUUCGUGUAUUACCAAUGCCUCAAUGGCGUCCUGAGAAACACGCUGAACUGCCCAGGGGGUCGCUAUUUCAGUCAACCCAACCAGAACUGCCUGUCGUAUAAUUUCAUGACCAGCUAUUGCUCAUUUGAAGGUGUCCGAUUGAUACGGGAAGAUACUACGACAACCACCACCACCACUACCGUGGCACCGUCCGCUCCAAUAUGCCAGCCCGGACAAUUGUUUGCCCCCCACCCAGACACCUGUAAACAAUAUUACAUCUGCGUGCAGGAUCAAGUCGGUGCACAAAUGGCGCCAAUAAUCAGUGAUUGUGCGGAGGGAUACCUUUACGACGCCCAGGGCACGAGCUGUAUGGAUCCGGCCACCGUGCCAGGCCAGUGUGACCCCCGAACUGGCGCUAGACUUGCCAUGACAUCAUCCCCGAUAGACUCGACCUCAGCUUUUACAUCUGCCACUCAAGCCACAGGCUCAUCCGCCAUGGAAGGGCCCUGCAGAGGGCAGUACAGGCGCCCCAACUGGUGCACGGACACAGACUGUGCUUACAAGGCCACCUGGGAUUACAAUGAUCAGACAGACGAUAUCACAUUCACCCUCACCGCAACAAUCGGUCUAGAUCAGUGGGUGGCCAUUGGGUUUUCUACCGAUAAACGCAUGGUGGGAAGCGAUGCUAUUACUGCCUAUAUCACCCCUGAUGGAAUUGUGAGGGUUAGCGACAGGUAUAUGUUUUUCAAAGAGGAACCAAGCAGCGACAGUCAGCAAGAUCUGAGAAAUAUCCAGGGCCGAUACGUUAACGGCCAGGCCAUUUUCAGUUUUGUUAGGGCCAGAAACACGGGAGACGUAAGAGAUUACGCCUUUAGCGAUGAUGAUUGUUAUUACUUCCAUUAUGCGGCCGGCGGUGACGUGGUGAGGCGUCGUCUGCGGCAUCACACAUUUAAAACAACGUCAGAGGAAAAAAUAUGCAUCAAAAGUUGCAGUCGAGCAAUCAUAUUACCCAGUAAUAGGGUAACACCUGCGCCAAACAUGUUUACGCCUAGGGUAACACAACGGGUAACAACAACACAACCGACUACCACUACUACAACUCGCCCCACAACUACUACACGCCGUACAACUACCACUAGACCCACAACCACCACACGGCGCACGACCACAACAAGACCCACAACCACUACUACACGCCGAACAACCACAACCCGACCCACAACCACCACACGGCGCACAACCACAACAAGACCCACAACCACUACUACUACUACACGCCGAACAACCACAACCAGACCCACAACCACCACACGGCGCACAACCACAACAAGACCCACAACCACUACACGACGAACAACGACAACAAGGCCCACAACCACCACACGGCGCACUACCACAACAAGACCCACAACUACCACAAGAAGAACCACUACCCGACGUGUGACCCAGCGUACUCGCCAAAGGAUUCUGCUGCGAACUACACCGCGUGCGAGCGGACCAGUGACCGCCUUUACUCGUGCCCCCACUCGCACACAACCCACGACCCCUGCCACAACCCGUACCCUACAGGCAGAGGCUACGACCAGAACUCCCGGCCCUACACUUGCUCCAGGGGCAUCAUAUUGCUACGAGAAGGGUGACGGUUGGCAUUCCGAUCCCUGGGACUGUAGAGUAAUUCACCAGUGUAGCCAGGGCAUAUACACCCGCCGCCAAUGCUUCCAAGGUUAUUACCUAAAUGAGGAUCGACAGCAGUGUCAACCACCCAAUAAUCUGAACGGAAAAUGCAAUGGUGAUGGUUCAAGGAUUCCCGAACCCCUUACGUGCCCCAAUAUGAAUAUCAACCUCUUGUUUGUGCCACAUCCUAUGAACUGCUCGCUGUGGUACAGCUGUAUGCAGGGUAGACCCACGGAGGCCAGAAUGUGCAUACAGAACUGGUACUCGUCUGUGAGUGGGUGCAAGCCGCGGGACGAAGUAACGGAGUGUAACGAGCACGGCACGCGAGCUGGCGCUGUUGUUCCACCAUUCACAACAACACUUGAACCUCCCUCCACCACAGCCCCAAGAUAUACAACCACGACCACCACACGCCCCACGACCACAACAACACGCACAACGACAACAGCUAAGCCAGAAUUCGACUGCACAAACAAGGGCAACCAGUGGUUCCCAGACGAAGACGACUGCACCAUAGUUCACCAGUGCCGCAGCGGUGAAUAUUCCAAACUUAAGUGUCCACCAGGACGAUUCCUUGACGCCAAAAAUGCCAUCUGCCAAUCUGCAAGCACUUUGUAUGAAGAGUGCACACCAACCGGGAAGAGAAGACCUGUCCCACUUCUCUGCCCCGCUGCCACCACGCUGUUCAUUCCACAUCCCACGAACUGCAGUCUUUGGUACAGCUGUGUGAACUGGGCGCCUACAGAACCACAGCCGUGCAUAGGCAACUAUUUUUCCACGGGAUCAUCCUGCAGACCAAGAACCAUUGUUAAAGAGUGUAAUAUAUUUGGUGAACGCGUGGAGGUUAGAACGACCACUCCCACUCCUACAACCACUAGACCUACCACUACUACGCCCAAACCCACCACCACCCGACGUACCACUACCACAAGAAGGACUACAACCACUCGACGAACGACGCCAGGGACAGUCUCAAUGGGCGGUAGAGUAGACGUAUGUAGCGGUGAACAGAAGACCCCGAGCACGUGCGGCACCACCGACUGUGCGUACCGCGUAUCCUGGCAACUGAAUGACGCCACUGAUGAGAUCAGAUUCACCCUAGAGGGCGCAAGACAAGGAGAAUGGAUGGGAAUUGGAUUCUCACAAGACAGGAAAAUGCCUGCAAGCGAUGCAAUGAUAGCAUAUUACAAUAGCAACGGACAAGCAACGGUUAGCGACAGAUGGAUGUACGCCUAUGCUAAGCCCACACCUGACACUUCCCAGAACUUCAAUGGCGUCUCUGGACAAUUCGUUAAUGGACGAGCGUCCAUUUCAUUUAACCGUCCUCGUCGGACAGGGGACGGUGCCGACGUUCUAUUCAGCGACAAUGCCUGUUACUAUUUCUUAUAUUCCAAAGGAACUUUGUCUAACAGCGGCGACCUGAAUUACCACAGUUUCAGAGCUGUGUCACAGGAAAAGAUUUGCAUCAAAUCAUGCCAAGGCUCCACCAGAACAUCUCGACCGCCAGCAACACCAAGACCAACCACUUCUCGAACCACAAAGCCCACAGUGACCACCGGCAGUGCCGUUGUAACCCCUAGUAUUCCAGUCAUUGGAAAUAGCACAGUAAAUAUCAAGACUGGCAUUGCGCUACCAUGGGAUGACCUUUAUUACCAAGAGUCUCGCCCCAAGACAGCAAGUGUCAUAGAAGAGAUUCAUGAUUCAUUGAUGAAGAUCUAUGAAGAUCUCCCAGGACUAAGCAGGUUGAAUGUUAAGGAUCUCCAACGCAUGGGUAAGAUGACUCAGAUCUGCUAUGACUUGGAGCUGGCCAAUGUUCCAAUGGAUCAGGAGGCCGAGGUGGUGGCUGUAUUGGAAGACAAAAUAAAGAAAAAUGCAGGAAUGAUGCCCUUUGCCAAUGCAGAACUGAAGGUGGAAGGACCUACAUAUGUUCACACUGGGAACUGUCAAGCUGUUCAGGCUCAACAGGUGGUGAACUGUGACUGGUUUGACUUGAACAAUGUCUGUAUCAAUGGACUAUGUGAGGUGGAGAACCAGAGACCAACUUGCCUAUGUCAAGAAGGAUACGCAGGACCAAGAUGCCAGCUGAGAACAGAGAGUCCUCUGGCCCAGCAACAGGAGGACAAGUCCACCCUGAUUGCAGCUGGGGUUGUGGCUGGAAUUGUCUUCCUGGUCCUUGUGGUCCUGAUCACAUGGGUGGUUGUGGUUAAAAUGAAGAGAAGAAGGGAACUCAUGUACCGCUCCCAAUCUGACAAGCUGCAAGAAAUGAGUCUGGAGAAUGGUGGCACCAAUGGCAGUGCAAUUGGAGCAAUGAGCAGUUCCUAUCUACCCAGAUAUGCCAGAGCAGGUGCUCCUAGUUCUGUGGGAGGUUCCCACUACCCCAGAGAGGGGUCGAUAUACGGCACCAAUGGCAGGCCACCAAUGGAUGAUGACGGAUUUGACCACAUAGGUUAUGCAACUGCUCAUUCAAUAAACUAUCCCAGAGACAUUUACGGUGGCUCUGCCAGGGAACCCAUCUAUGGAGGUUCUGGAAGGGACAUGUAUGGUGGUUCUGCACGAGAUAUAUAUGGUGGUUCCGUCAGAUAACCCUGACCAGCUAAUCCUCAUUUUAGGAAGACUAAAUGACUGCUUAAAAGAUCUUUACAGUAUGAAGACUCAUGGAAAAAAUACUGAAAUCAGAAAAUGACAUGAUCUUAUUUGCAAAUAUGCAUAACUGAUAAAAAGUGUCUGCAUUCAAACACAUUGUAAAGACAGUUCCAAUAACUGCAAUGAAAUUCCUAUUUCAAGAAGAAAAAUAUAUAAAUAAAAUAUAAUAAAUAUAUACACACAGAAAAUAUCGCUUCAAACCAUCAAGGGUGGUUUCAUCAGUUCCUUAUCUUCAGGAUGGCUAAAUAACUAGUGAAGCCUAGACUGAAAUUUUAACGUCAUUAAUGGCUGAAAUUGCAUGAACUGAUGACAAAGUCGCUCUAAAGGUAACAAUAUGACCUCAUAUUUAUGAUCUUCUAAAGAUAUUAUAGGUCAUAAAUGCUAUCUUCAUGAUAAGCGGGCACAUAUAGGAUCAUGUUCAUUCAAGAUUAUAGAUUAUAGCAUAAGACUAUAGAUUUUGAUGUCAAUUUGGCCUGUUACUAUAAUGUUUAUCAGUCAGAUAUAUUGUUUAAAAUUACACAAUAUUAUUAUUAUUAUUAUAGCAUGAACUGAUAUUACCGCUAUUUGAAAUAUCCCAUGGUUGUUAUCAUUUGCAUUUAAACAUUUAUGUACAUUAUUUUGUAAAUACAUCGAGAUAUAAUUGAACUUAUCAUGACUGUUAACAUAAUUGUGCUUCAAGGUUUAGUAUUCCUUGAAAUAGAGUAGAAUGAAAAAGUAUAACUUUUUACAGCUGUAACUUUUUCCAUCUUAAGAAGCAAAAUGCGCCCCACCCAACAUUAUCGUACUAUAUUUGCAACAAUGGCAUUGCAUUCAUUUCACUGUAAAAAUUCCAGUUUAAGUGACUUGUAACCUUAUAGAAUAGUUUAUACGACAUUGCCAAGAUCAUAUAAUGAUGAGAGACAACCAGGAUUAAACUAGAGGCAUUAUGUACCAGUGACAAAAAUUUUGUAAAUGCUUUUAAUUAUAGUCUACGCAUUGGACUUUGGAACUUUUUAAGCAUC